CGAAACGACUACAAAUUAUUACACACACAUAGUGAUCUAAUUAUUUUCUAAUUGACAUUUCACUCGGUAUAAAUAAAACACAAAAUGUCGAAUGCAGCCGUGCCAAUGUGGCUGCCAAUAUUGGCUGGCUAACCACCAACUGCGGCGUAGUUGAUUAAAAAUAAACUCCCCCAAUUCCUUCACCCGCUAGGUUUAUCAUAAUUAAGUGUUCAACAAUGAGUACCGUGCCGAAACGACCCAAUGUGAAGUUGGCCAAACUUUGGUACAAAUAUAGAACGGAACCUCAAGAAGGACAGAAGAAAGAAGAGCCCGAACAUGAAAUUGUUCAAGAGAAAAAGGAUUAUGAAUCGUAUCCACCAUACAACUUCUCCUGGUUCAUUGACAAAAAAAUAGCGGCAAUGGGCUGUCCACAGACUGUCGAAAACCUCAACUAUCUUGUUGACGUCGGGGUCAAUCACCUCAUAACGCUGUCACCAGAGAGAAUCCCGCCAAUUUUGGAAUGCGAGAAAAAGUUGAAAUGGUCAGAGAUCAGGAUCAAGGAGUUCGGAGUGCCGACUUUAAAACAGAUUUUGAAGUUCAUUGAGAUAUGUGAGAGGGCAGAGAUGAGAAGAGAGGUUAUAGGAAUCCACUGCAGACAAGGGCGAGGAAGAACUGGCACCAUGUUAGCCUGCUACUUAGUGCACUUCCAAGAUAUGGCUCCAGAGAGGGCAGUGCUCACCGUCAGGGUGAAAAGACCAGGUUCCUGCGAAACAUACGAACAAGAAAAAGCAGUCUGUCACUACCACGACUGUCUACGAGGCACAAUCGAGAAACCAGACUAUCGACUAGUCGAGGACAAAGUAUACUUCGACUUCUCCAUGAAGUACAUGUACACAGACGAAGAUUUCCGCAAAAAAGAAAAAAAACAGGAUGACGUCACAGAAAUCCAAGAUGGCGACCACAAAAUUGUCAAACUCGGCGACCCCAAGGAAGAGAAACAUGUAAAAAUAAAAUUACCGAAGAAAAAAUCAAAUGCAAUGGUAAUCAAUCACAAGAUUUAUUUUUAAAUUUUAUAUUUACAGUUAGCUGUUUUUGUAUUUAUACGAGAAUAAAAUUAUUAUUAUUCAGUUUUAGUUUAGUUUACUUUUAAAUUAGUAUUCUUUUAUUCAUAAAUACAAUUUCCACAUACUCUUUGUUAUACAAAAACAUACUAGAUCAACAAGGCAGUAUGUUGUACAUAAAUGCAAUGUUAGAUAAAAAAAAAUUUCACAU
Molecule: messenger RNA, 1251 nt
Organism: Spodoptera litura
Lineage: Eukaryota; Metazoa; Arthropoda; Insecta; Lepidoptera; Noctuidae
Product: dual specificity protein phosphatase 23
Biological process (GO): protein dephosphorylation
Source: RefSeq, a predicted model, not a curated record